[Torrubiella] hemipterigena is the source of this 1130-nucleotide messenger RNA. NCBI's taxonomy places the organism in Eukaryota, Fungi, Ascomycota, Sordariomycetes, Hypocreales, Clavicipitaceae. The record is from the annotation of a GenBank genome assembly.
AUCCACACUCGCUACCUGCAUAUAAUUCCUGACUUCGCGUCAAUUACACUCGUUAACCAACACCACUUAUCACCUAAUCGACUCUUCGUCACCUUUUAAUACCAUCAAAAUGAAGUUCUCCACCGUUGUUCUCGCCGCUGCUGCCGGUGUCGCUGCCAACAAGAACGUUACCUACGUUACUGAGGUUGUCGAUGUUUACACCACCUACUGCCCUGCUGCCACCCAGAUCACCCACGGCACCAAGACCUGGACCGUCACUGCCCCCACCACCCUGACCAUCUCUGACUGCCCUUGCACCGUCACCCGCCCCGUCCAGGUCACUUCCGCUGUUGUCUGCCACAGCUGCCACCAGAACGGCACCGUCACCCCCGCCAAGCCCACUGGCCCUGCUGUCGUCCCCACCGCUGGUGCCGGCAAGGUCGCCGCUGGUCUCGCUGGUGUCCUCGGUGUCGCUGCUCUUGCUCUGUAAAGCAACCACUAUUUCGCCUCGCCAUCCACGUCCCACCUACGUUUCCUUUGUUUGUUAACUUUGAUUUCGUGGGAAGCUCUUACCAGCCAAUAAAGACUGGACUAGCGUUGUGGGAGAGUUGAGUGUUUUACGUUGUUAAGAAAAGUUGAAAAAGACAAAAAACAAUGGUCUUGGGUUGAUCGCUCAGGCCGAACCGGUACAUAUACUUCGUUGUAUAUUUCUUCAACACGGUAUUAGAAAAUUGGGAGUUCGCUCACAGGAGGAUAUCCAUAGACCUGUGUUCGCUCUUCCGUCGAGGAAGAAAAAUAUAAUUGGUUUUUCUUUUUUGCAAUUGGGAUUCAUUUAUUGGUCUACUGUUUCACGCGAUUGUCUGGCUUGCCUAUGGCUGGCUUUUAAAAGAGGGAUGCUUUCUUCCUCGGGACCUCGAGGCGAUUAGGCCUGUUUUUGCUUUCUUCGUCGCGGGGAUUCGCUUCGUUUCUCUUGUUGUACGUCUUGUGCGGCAUUUGACUUGGUUCGUUUUCCUUGUGUCACCUCUGAAAACAGGUGGACUUGGGAGUUUUUAUGGUUUCCUGUGCCCAAGCAUUGUACAUUAUGCUUAGUAUAUAGUGCGGGUAGCGUAAGCAAUACAGGAGCCAUUUUUGGCCCAAGUUCAUCACUUUUU